AUGGAGAAUGAAUCUUUCGGGUUCAGCUCUGAGUUGACCUUGGACCCAUUUGUCAUUCCGCCUGGAGGAAAGUAUCCCAUAUUUUUCCUUGGUAUAACGGUUUAUUUUUUUGGCAUCCUUUUCAACCUGACUUUGCUGACUCUGAUCAUUGUGAAGAGGAACCUUCACAAGCCAAUGUACUUCAUCCUGUUCAGCCUUCCCCUCAAUGAUCUGAUAGGCAUAACUGCAAUGCUACCAAAAGUCCUUUCAGACAUUGUUACGGAGACAAAUACGGUUUACUAUCCUCUCUGUGUUUUACAGGCGUUCCUGCUUCACAUGUAUGGCGGUGGUAUCUUGUUUAUUCUCGCAGCAAUGUCCGUCGAUCGCUAUGCUGCCAUCUGCAUGCCGUUGCGCUACAGCUCUAUUAUGACCCCCAGAGUCGUUAUACUGAUUAUCUGUCUAGUUUGGGGUCUUGACUUUGUCUUGAUUGUAUCACUUUUCUCUUUGCAGACACGUAUUCCCAGGUGCAAAUCUGUAAUCAUGAAUGUGUUCUGUGAUAACCCGUCUCUGCUGAAGCUCACAUGCGGAAACACGGCAGUCAAUAACAUCAUAGGAUUGUUUAACACAGCCCUCAUGCAGGCUGUAUGUGUGUCUGUGCAGGCGUUUUCCUAUGUGAAGAUUCUGAUCACCUGUGUGGUUUCACGGAGGUCUGAAGCAAAGAUGAAAGCUGUCAACACAUGUGUGGCACAGAUGGUCAUUUUUAUCAUAUUUGAGAUUGUGGGGACUUUCACAAUUUUAUCUCACAGGUUCAAAAAUGUCUCAACUGACUUGCAAAAGAUCAUGGGCAUGCUGAUAUUUCUCAUACCACCACUUCUGAAUCCACUUGUAUACGGGCUGUACACAAGUGAAAUACGAAACACUCUCCUGAGAGUCUUGAAAGGACGCAGAGUAUCCAUCUAA
Molecule: messenger RNA, 939 nt
Organism: Acanthopagrus latus (yellowfin seabream)
Lineage: Eukaryota; Metazoa; Chordata; Actinopteri; Spariformes; Sparidae
Product: olfactory receptor 8D1-like
Exons: 1
Coding region: 1-939 (312 amino acids)
Biological process (GO): G protein-coupled receptor signaling pathway
Cellular component (GO): membrane
Molecular function (GO): G protein-coupled receptor activity; olfactory receptor activity
Source: RefSeq, a predicted model, not a curated record